This is a messenger RNA of Rotaria sp. Silwood2, 1191 nucleotides long. The record is from the annotation of a GenBank genome assembly. NCBI's taxonomy places the organism in Eukaryota, Metazoa, Rotifera, Eurotatoria, Philodinida, Philodinidae.
AUGCAAGUCUUAGAGAAUGAGUUCAAAGAAGCUCUGCGUACUUUGACUAAAGCGCAUAACCGUGCACCAAACGAUGCCGAUAUUUUGCAUGAACGUGCUAAAGUAUUUGAAAAACUAGGGAAACUGGAUGAAGCACUGCGUGAUCGUCGUCGUGCUAUGCAGCUGGGACGAUCAAUUUCUGAGACAGUAAUUCUUCUGGAAGACCGUUUACGUCGUUUACAUUUCGAGCUUCUUCGAAAAGGUGAAACAUCUGUACGUCACUUGAAGAUAGGCUGGAUUCAGGACGCACUAAACAGACUUGGCAAGAAUAGCACAUCUCCUCACGAAGAUACUAAAACGCUAGGAACAGUAGGCAAGGCGAACAUGACAUGUUAUAGCGAGGCAGUGAAAGAAUACAGAGCAGCUGUUGAAAUCGAUGUGGAGCAUCUGUGUCCUGAAGCUCAUGCCCUUCUCGCUUUAUGUCAAGAAAGGCAAAAUGACUUCCUUUUGGCACAUGAAGCUGCUCAAAAUUUUUAUCAAAUGCUCAUUGAUUUUCCGGACUCCCGGAACAUGUGGAAAUUAUUUGUUCAAAUGAUCAAGAACCCAAGAGCCGGAACAGUUAUUUCCAUCCUAUCCAAGGGAGCCUCAUCUGUGCCCCAUAUUGGUUCGGUACUCGAAGCAGCAACUGGUCCAAUUGCCAAAACGCUUGAAGACAAAGACUACCAGCUUAUACAAGAUAAAUUGAAAAUUAUCGGUGAUUGUGGUGACAUAGUUGAACAACGCGAAGUUGCUCGUCGCGUAGCCCGACAUAUGGCUGAUCGAUACAGAGAACAGUUGGGUCGACUGCAAGAGGAAUAUGAGGAUGUCAAUGGAGGUUGCUGUUCUUGUUGUAAGCGUUUAAUACCUUUCAUUGAUCCAAUAGACAAAAAUCGUCCUGCAGAGCGGGUAGCUACGUUUGGUGUGAGUUACAUUGUUUCAGCUGUUACUGAUGAAAGUAUACAAACAUUGAAAUUGGAAAACGCAAAUGACCAAGAUUCAUUGGUGGACUUGCUAGUUCAUCUUGUUUGCCGUGCUCGUGGCCCUACGACACGCAUACCAAAAUGUAUUCAUGACGACCCAAACCUAAUUCUACCAUUGAUUCCAGAUCCACAAGAGAAACAGAUAGUCUCCGCAAAUAAUCAGGUAAAAUUGUCGGUUAGUACGUUACAAUAA